Colletotrichum spaethianum is the source of this 588-nucleotide messenger RNA. Its product is annotated as levodione reductase. The transcript has a single exon. Bases 1 to 588 code for a protein of 195 amino acids. Gene Ontology annotation, molecular function: oxidoreductase activity, acting on the CH-OH group of donors, NAD or NADP as acceptor. The record is from RefSeq and is a predicted model, not a curated record. NCBI's taxonomy places the organism in Eukaryota, Fungi, Ascomycota, Sordariomycetes, Glomerellales, Glomerellaceae.
AUGGCGACUGGUUCCUCCAACGCGUUCACAGGCAAAGUCAUUGCUGUUACUGGCGCGGCAAGCGGCAUUGGUCGAGCUGUGGCUCUGUGCCUAGGAGAACGCGGUGCCUCCUUAGCUCUUUCCGACGUGCAAAAGGAUAAGCUCGAAAAGGUAGCAGCAGAAAUAGUUGCUGAAUUCCCUCAGUCUAAGGUGGUCGCGAGCGUUGUGGAUGUCCGAAACAGCAACGAAGUCAAAGAGUGGAUUUCCAGCACAAUCGAAACGUUCGGUCACCUAGACGGCGCAGCUAACAUUGCUGGCACUGGUGGCAAUUACUCUCCUACACCUCUUGAGACCCAGGAGGACAAGGACUGGGAUUUCGUGGUGUCGGUCAAUCUCACGGGAGUCAUGAUCUGCAUGAGGGAGGAGUUAAAAGUCCUCACUAAUGGUGGAUCAAUUGUGAACGCGUCAAGCGUCUUGGGCCUUCAUGGUGGCUUUUCCACCGGUUUGAGCGCAUACACCGCAAGCAAACAUGGCGUAAUGGGCUUGACGAAGAUGGCGGCGAGAGAAUACGGUCAUAAGAAUAUUCGUAUCAACUCAAUUAACCCGUAA